AUGUAAAUUUCCGUAAGAAAGUUGUCGUAAAUUGUUGUCUUCAUCGACUUUAUGCUAAUUUAAAUAUCAUUCUCAAUCAAGUACAAAGCCUCUAUAGGCAAAGAAAUAGUCGAUGAAAUAAAAAGCUCAUAAGAUUUGUGGACACCUAUGAAUCCAGUAGAUAAUCCGCUUAAAUAGAGUGACUACACUGGGUUAUUUGGAUUAUAAAGUAGAGCACCAAGUUUAUUUUUCAACAAUUAUUAUAAACCUCCAUCAGGAGGAGUUGAACCAAUUCCUAAAAAUUAUGAUGCAAGGAAAAUUUAUAAACAGUGUCAACAUCCAGUAGUAAAUCAAUUCAAAUGUGCAGCUUGCUGGGCUUUUUCCAUCUCAACAGUUGUUAGUGAAAGAUUUUGCAUUGAGACUAAAGACCCACCUCCAAACGCAACUUACAACUUUACAUCAGUUGUGUUAUCUAAACAACACAUGAUAUCAUGUGUCUAUCCAAAGUAAUUCGGAUGUGUUAGUGGUGUCAUAGAUACCGCUUUUCAAUUCAUGGAAAAAUAAGGAAUAGUUUCAGAGGACUGCUUUCCAUACUCUUCAUAACUCGGACCAAAUUAAACCAUAGAAACUUGCAAAAACAAAUGCAUAAAUUUAAAUGACCCAUUUACUCGUUACAGGUGUAAGCCAGGUACCUCUAAAGUAGCGAAAGGAGAUGAUGAUAUCAGAAGUAUGCUUUUGAAAAAAGGUUCAGUGUUCAUAACAUUCGAUGUCUACUAGGAUUUCUUAAACUAUGGCAAAGGCUAUUUCAAGCACACUACUGGGGAUUUGCUUGGUUAUCACGCUGUUAAGCUAGUUGGAUGGGGUUAUGACUGGUUUAGAGAUAUUACAUAUUAUAUAUGCUAAAAUUCAUGGGGAACUGAAUGGGGAUAAAGAGGAUUCUUCAAUAUUGUUGUUGGAGAUAGCAAUAGUUCUUAAUAUGGAUACACAUGUGAUCCUUUGAUUUGA
This is a messenger RNA of Stylonychia lemnae, 984 nucleotides long. The record is from the annotation of a GenBank genome assembly. Lineage: Eukaryota; Ciliophora; Spirotrichea; Sporadotrichida; Oxytrichidae.